AUGGCACUUUGCUCAAAGGUUAUUUUAAGGAUGGACUUAUUGAAGAAGCUGUAUCACUCUUUUAAUAAGUUGGAAAGAAAGAGAGAAAAUGUUAAUAUUGAAUUUUAUAAUGUUGUCAUUUAUGGUAAACUUAACAAAGCUCAUGCUAUUUUUGAGAAGCUUUCUUCAACGGGAUUGCUUCCAAAUGUGGGAACAUUCAAUUCAAUGAUAACUGGAUUUUGUCUGCAAGGGUUGUUAGAUGAAGCUAAAGAUAUGCUUAGAAAAAUGGAGGACAAUGGUUGUUUUCCGGACAACGUUACGUAUAAUGUUAUUGUGCAAGGAUUUCUCAGGUGCAGCAAAAUUAGUCAAAUGGCAACUUUCAUGAAGGAAAUGCCUGUAAGUGGCUUCUCAUUUGAUGCAAUAACAAUUGAGUUUUUGGUAAAAGUUAUAAGGGAGAAUCCUUCCGUCCUUGACAUGAUAUCAGAGCUUCACUUGAUAAAUAUAAAGUAUUUUUUCGACGGAAGCACAGAGAAGGGACAAAUUUAUAAUUGUUACCUUCAGGUUGCUGACUUACUGUGGAGAACAAUUCGGAAGGCAAUUGCAGCUUUGAAACCACUUGUUUCACUUGGAUCGCUACUCGCUAAGCUUGUUUAA
Lycium ferocissimum is the source of this 633-nucleotide messenger RNA. Its product is annotated as pentatricopeptide repeat-containing protein At3g22470, mitochondrial-like. Bases 1 to 633 code for a protein of 210 amino acids. The transcript has 3 exons. Gene Ontology annotation, molecular function: protein binding. NCBI's taxonomy places the organism in Eukaryota, Viridiplantae, Streptophyta, Magnoliopsida, Solanales, Solanaceae. The record is from RefSeq and is a predicted model, not a curated record.